Messenger RNA from Lepisosteus oculatus (spotted gar), 1358 nucleotides. RefSeq names its product somatolactin-like. The record is from RefSeq and is a predicted model, not a curated record. Gene Ontology annotation, cellular component: extracellular region. Gene Ontology annotation, biological process: response to nutrient levels; growth hormone receptor signaling pathway; positive regulation of growth. NCBI's taxonomy places the organism in Eukaryota, Metazoa, Chordata, Actinopteri, Semionotiformes, Lepisosteidae. Gene Ontology annotation, molecular function: growth hormone activity; growth hormone receptor binding.
UUCGAAUUGCCUGGCCUCCUCUCUAGCAGAAUGCAGAAGGUGAAAGAUAUGUCUGUUUGUGUAGUUUUGCAGGGCUGCGUCUGGGCGAUCCUCCUGUGGCCGGCCUGGGGAGCACUGGGCUACCCCCUGGACUGUAAGGACGAGCAGGGCAGCAUCAGCCGCUGCUCCUCCAUCUCCCUGGAGAAGCUGCUGGACCGGGUCAUCCAGCACGCCGAGCUCAUCUACCGCGUCUCCGAGGAGUCCUGCACGCUGUUUGAAGAAAUGUUUGUGCCCUUUACGAUGCACUCCCAGAAGAUUCGAGGCAGCAGCUCGUGCGUUACGAAGGCAUUCCCCAUCCCCGGUUCGAAAAGUGAAAUCCAGCAGAUCUCGGACAAGUGGCUCCUGCACUCGGUGCUGAUGCUGGUUCAGUCCUGGAUGGAGCCCCUGGUCUACCUGCAGACCACCCUGGAUCGCUACGACGACGCCCCCGACACCCUCCUGAACAAAACCAAGUGGGUGUCCGACAAGCUGCCGAGUUUGGAGCAAGGCAUCGUGGUCCUCAUCAGGAAGAUGCUGGACGAGGGGAUGCUGACGUCCGAUUACCAGCUGACCCUGGGGCACUACGACGUCCAGCCGGAGGUGGUGGAAUCCGUCCUGCGUGACUACGCCCUCCUCACCUGCUUCAAGAAGGACGCACACAAGAUGGAGACCUUCCUGAAGCUGCUCAAGUGCCGGCGUACUGACAAGCUGAGCUGCUUCCUCUUCUAGACUGCACGGUCCUCCCCUCCCCCCCGCCGAUCUCCGAAACAGCACCGUCCCCGUCCCCCCCAGCGCAGAGCCAGGUCCGGUCGGCUCUCCCAGGCUAGGUUAGAUCCACUUGCUUUCCUCAGGUCGCUUCUUAAUGUCUACAAAAGGCUUCUGUUGCUGAACGCAUGCCCCUGUCUGAGCAGAGGUAAAAAAACAACAACACAGUGAGCAUAUCUUCCAGCAAUGCAUACGUCCGCCAGCUGUAAUGUUUUAUGCAGACGUUUGUGAAAUGCUAAAAAAUUUAACCGCAAUGAUUUGGUGUUAUAGCACAUAUGCAUAAUUUAAGCAGCCCGGCGACAGACAUGAUAAAUCUGUAAAACAAUUUGUAGCGGCUCUUAUCCAACUGAUCACGCGCCUGCAUCAUUUGCAUAUUUCUGUGAUUCGCUCUGCGUUUUGUUUGUUGUUCUGCUUCUUGAAACAUUCUCUUUCGAAUCCUCUUUCACACACGGCGUUUCAAGAUUUUAUUGAUCCUUCCCUCCUCGGUGCGUGCAGAUUCAUCUUUCUUUUGUUCUGGCAACUUCUACCAAUAGUUAAGUCUAUAAAAACUUUGAAGAUAGGGACUUAGGAACAGA